AGGAAGGUUCCCCCGUUUCCUGCAGCCGGUGGCGCUGCCGGUGCAGCCGUUGCCUGGGAACGGCGCUGGCAGAGGCAGAGCCGCGGGGAUCGCUGUGUCGGUUGUUGUGCAGCCAGAUCUGGGACAGUGUGUGUGGGGAAUUGUUUCGGAGGGUGAAGGUGUGGAUGGAUGGUCCCUGUGAAUUUACACUGGAAUAACCCACUGAGCGAAGGGCAGCAGGGAGAUGUCCCAGGACAGACAGACAGCUCAGGAGAUGGAUGUACAGCCUGAGAAGGAUCCCCUUGCUGCUGCCGGGGAGAAGGAAGGAGCUGAGAAUUCAGAGAAUACUGAAGAGUCACUGUUGGGUCCCCAAUCAUCUCCUUUAGGCAACAGGGAGAGGCACACACGGCAUGAAGGCUUUGCCAGCUUGGUGUGGGGGGCCACGCCGGGGAUGCUGUUCCAGAAGGACAAGGACAUCAGCAUUCACCCCCUCGACCUGUCCUGGGUGUUUGGCUACAACAGCAGCCUGGCUGUGCACAGCCUGAUGGACGGGCAGGACCGGGUGCUCCUGUACAUCUCCUCCCACACAGUGGUCAUCCACGAUAUCCUGCAGAACAGGCAGUACCACCUGCAGGGCCACACAAAUGUCAUCUCCUGCCUGUGUGUGAGUGAAGACAAACGCUGGGUUGUGACUGCUGACCAAGGGCCAGACGCUCUGAUCAUCGUGUGGGACUCCUACUCUGGGGUACCCGUGUGCACCAUCUUCGAGACUCAUUCAGAGGAUGGGAUCUGUGCCAUUGCCAUUUCCCAGGAUGCCAAGUAUUUGGUGACCAUUAGUGCUGCUGCUGUGCAGAAAGUUUGUGUUUGGAGAUGGACUUUGCCCACAGAGAAAGUGAUAUGCAGCACAGAGCUGAAGCCUGAGUUUGGGUAUCAGGAUUAUGUCAUUUUUAACCCUCAGAAUCCCCAUGAGUUUGUCAGCAACAGCAAAACCCAGGUGAUAUUUUACCUGUGGGAUGAUUCUGGUUUGCAGUAUGGGGCACCAUUCCUGAGCAACCAGACCUUCAAGUGCCGGGUGGGACAGUUCAGCCAGUCAGUUUUCCAUUUUAACACCACCCAAGCUCUGACGGGGACCUCUGCUGGGAAGUUGGUGGUGUGGGACAUGGACAAUCCCCGCACCCUCCCCGAGGAGCUGCCGGCCAAACCCCACGGAGUAACAGCCACCAAAGUGGUGUCAAUGCAGAAGGAGAGCCUUACCGUGCUCCAGGUGCUGGAGAGCUGUAUAGUCACAGGUGAUGUGGAAGGACAGGUUAAAUUCUACGAUGGGCAGCUGCGGCUCCUCACCAUCUACAGCCACGACAAAGUGGGUCCCAUCCAGUCCAUCUCCUUCUCCACCAUCCUUCGUGAUCCUCCCAGCGCCCCCCCAGACAGCAGCCAGCCCUUUCUCACCAGGAACUUUAUCCUUUCCACCUCUGAUGCAACCAUGUUCCAUGUUGCAACAGACAGCACAAACUUUGAAAGAAUCAUGGAAGAGGCGAAGAAAGCUGUGAAUGCCAUUGCCUGCCACCCACAGGAGCCACUUGUGGCUGUGGGGAGUCACUGUGGGCUGCUGAAGGUGUGGGAAUACAGGCAAACAAAGUACCUGGUUAGCAGAAUAUUCACUGAGGCUGGCAUCCAGUGCUUAUCCUACGAUCCUGAAGGCCAUUUGCUGGCUGCUGGUUUUACUGAUGGAAGCGUUUACAUCCUUGAUGCAAUUUCCCUUCAGUCCAUCUGCAAGGAAUUCCAGUUCUCGCAAGGUCCCGUGACUCACAUCAGCUUCUCUCACGAUUCCAAGUACCUCGCCACCGCUGAUGAGAAUUAUACAGUGACAGUUUACAAGAGAGUCCUGGAGAAGGGGAGCAGAUGCUGGGAACACCUGGCAGGGCUGGAAUCCCACUACAAACCCAUCAGGAGCCUCCUCUUUGGGGUCCACUCAGACAGCCCCGAGCCCAGGCUGCUGAGCCUCGGGGCGGACCGGCAGCUGGUUGAAUAUGACCUCAAGAGCAGCAUCAAGGACCACUUGGUGGUCACACACAGGGACAGGCUGGAGCAGGAUGCUGUGCCCCUGUGCUUGACCUGGUACCCACAGCUCAGCGCCGAGUCCUUUUUCAUCACUGCCAACAACUGCUACAAAAUGAAGCUCUACAACACAACGACCAAAAUGUGCAGAAAGACCCUUCUGGGACCAACCUAUGGCUCCCCCUUGGAGAAGAUACAAAUCCUCCCUAGGACAAGCUCUGCAGACCCCCAGCAACACUACCUGGUGUACAUCACAAAGGACAAGGUGGGCUUGCAGAUGCUGCCUGUUGAUGGCAAUCCCCACAAGUCCUCAGCCUUCAUCUGCCACCCAGAUGGUGCCUCUGACUUUGCCAUCUCCCACGACGGGCGUUACGUCUUUACAGCCGGGGGCAGGGAGAGAACCUUCAUGAAAUGGAAGGUCAACCUACCUGCCUUGGAUGCUGCUUCUUUCCUGGGUGGGGAGGACUUGAUCCCAUUCUACAACCUCCUGGAUGGUGGCAGAGAUGGCAAAUUCUUCAGGGAACUGGAGGACUAUUUUUACUACGUACAGCUGUGCAGCCAAGGUAUCGGAACACUGGAGACAAGACAGGUGUCAACACACAUUCCCUUGGAGGAAAUUCCUUCUGUAAUGAGAGCAAUAGGAUUUUAUCCAUCAGAGGAAGAGAUUGAAGAAAUGAUAAAUGAAGUGAAAUUCAGCAAGUAUGUGGAUACUGGAGAAGAAGUGACAAAAAUCAAUUUAGAUGAUUUUAUCAAACUUUAUAUAAAUCAUCGACCUGCACUUGACUUGUCAAUGAAAACCAUACAAAAAGCAUUUCAGGUUCUUGGUUAUGAUAACGAGAAGGGAGACAAAGUUAUUGACAGAGGGGACUUCCUGUUACUGCUUCAGCGCAGAGGGGAGCAGAUGACAGAGGACGAGCUGGCUGAGUGUCUGACCACCCUGCUGGGCAGGAGAGCCAGGAAAGGAGAAUCUGAACAGGACACCUGUGAUCUCACAGGUGCAGCAGCUUUGACUGAAGAAGAAAUUCCAGCAGAAAUCACAGCAGAGAUAUUUGUUAGAGACUUUCUUGGGUUACCUAUUCCUGAACCAGAAAAAAAGAACAGAAGGAACAAGAAUCUUUGAUCUACAAAGGCUCAAAAAUGCAGCUACUACUAGAUUCUCUGUUUGUUCCCACUUUCCAGGAUCUUCUCCUCAAAUAUCUGUAAAAUUUAUGGCUUGUGUUUAUUGCAAAGUAAAGGUCACAUAGUUGUGUUUCA
This is a messenger RNA of Catharus ustulatus (Swainson's thrush), 3288 nucleotides long. It is a transcript of the gene CFAP251, whose product is annotated as cilia and flagella associated protein 251. Lineage: Eukaryota; Metazoa; Chordata; Aves; Passeriformes; Turdidae. The coding region runs from base 224 to 3154 and encodes 976 amino acids. Gene Ontology annotation, cellular component: sperm flagellum. Gene Ontology annotation, molecular function: protein binding. The transcript has 23 exons. The record is from RefSeq and is a predicted model, not a curated record.